AUUGAAUAAAUAUAAAUAUUUAUUUUAAAUUUUAGAAAUUUUUUUACUGUAUAAGUCAGUUAGUGUUACAUAUUAAACUGUAACUUUAAAUCCAAUAUGGAUGCAGUAAAAAAAAAUAGAGAAAAACAUUCUACCAAAUACUUGAAUCUAAGUGAUUUUGAACGUCUUGAAAGCCAUGUUGAGUCUGAAGGCGAUCUGUUGAUUAAAAAAUUAUCUUUAAAACAAACUGAUAAACAUUUAACUCUAGAAAAGCACUUAAGUCAAGAGCGUAAUUUUAUUACCAGCCAUGAGUACAUUUCCAUUACCGAAAUUACCAAAGGAGAAAUUACAUUGCCAGAGUUUUGUACCAAAGUCAAUGAAGCAUCUUACAAUCAAUUAAAUUCUAAUUCUGACCAUAAACCUUCUUUAAAAGUUUCAGAUUGUUUGAGUCGUCAUGAACGGGAAUUAGCAUUAUGUGUCAAACCUAAUAGUACUGAAACUAAACUUUUAGCAUUUGCAUUAUCAUGUGAAGCUAAUGAAACUCUUAAACAAGAUGUCCAUCACAAAGAUCACCCAAUCAAUCAUCUUGUUCAAAUACAUGAUGAACAAUUUUCUCAUCUAGAAGCUUCACCUCUUAAAACUUCAAAAAUGAUUAGACGAAAACGAAAACAAUUACUCCAAUCUUAUAUAAAACCAAUUGAGAUAUCAGAAAAGCCAAUAAAACAUUAUACUAGACCUAAAUCUCUUUGGGAUUUAAAAGAAGAUGUACAAUCUCUGGCAAACUCUGGUUUAAAAUUGUAUACAUGCGAAGCAUCCAAGCGUACAGAGCAGUGCAUUGGUGUAUUAGAACUGAUAAAUGAAGAAAAUAAAAUUAAAAAUUUACCAAGCUCUAUUAAAAGUCAGCGCUUUGUUGCUAGUGGCACCCAAGUUCCAAUAAAUAAUUAUACUAAAAUUAAUGAAGAUCAAUUGAAAACUAUACCUUAUUUUCAAAACUAUCAGAAAGGAAUCCCAUCAAAAGUAUUAUAUGUGAAAAAUAUUGCCAAAAGUGUUUGUGAAAAACACUUGGUAUCUGUAUUUGGAAAAUACAAAGAAUUGCAAAAUGCAGACAUAGUUUAUAGAUAUAUGAAAAAGGGAAAAAUGAAAGGACAAGCUUUUAUUGAAUUUGAAAAAAUUGAAGUGGCAGAAAAAGCAUUAGAAGAAAACCUUGGACUUAUACUUGAAGAAAAACCAUUAAUUAUUCAAUUUGGGAAGAAAUGAUUAUUGUUGAUGAUUUAAGUUUGAUUAAAAUAUAUUUAAAUUUGCAAGUUCAAGUUCAUUUUGAAAAUAUGGCUCAAGGCCGUUCAUUAUUGGGCCCCGCUUAUGAAAACUACUGGGAAUUUUAAAUUUUGACCUUUCCAAUGCACCAAUUAGAUUCAUUUCCCCAUCGUUCAAGAUACUGAAGUUGAAAAUCUAAGCAUUAUUUUGACUACUUAUCGUGUACACAAACACAACAAAUAAAAAGUUGGAAAUUCCGUUAUAAACAUCAAGGGUGCCUUGUAUACAUUUUUGCUCCCCACCAAAAAUGAGUUCAACAUGCACUGGUUCUAAUACAGUGAUUGAAUUUGUGGGGAGGUGCUCUUCUACUACUUUUUUUUUGUAUACCCAACUUUUUUUUUACUUGGACAGGGGGACAGCACAAACUAAUGCCUUACAUAACUUUUAUUAAAAUAUUGAUUUAAAUUGUUGUCUGACUAAGAUAUAUUGUAUGACAUAUUGGAAAAAAUAGGGUGAAUAUAGACGCUCAUAAAAAUUUAAUUUAAGUUUCUUCUAGACAUUUUUUUUUUGAUAAAGGUAGACAAACUUAUGAGUAAUCUUAUAUUACAUUUUCAAAUCUUAGAUUUAAAAAGAAAAAUUUUUAUGAAUUCUCAAACCAAAAUUUGCUAUUUUUCGUGAUUUUUCCGUAUUUUGUCAAAAUUUGAACUUUAAAUGCUUGUAAAUAAAAACUGUGACUAAGGAUUUUUAAUUUUUUUCAUCUUCCUUUGAAACAAUAACCUAGGACCCUUCUAUUAAAUUUUCAAGCUUUUUUACUAAACAGAUAAAAUUUUAUUGAUAUUUAUAGAAAAAAAAACUAAAAAAAUUUGAAAACUGACAAUGGCCGUAAACAGCUCAAAAAGAGUCAAAAUAUUUUGUAAAUUUUAUGGUGUAUAGAAAAUGCUAAUAUAAACAUUCAGUCAAAAUUUCAUGUCCCUACGGCCAUUUGUUUUAGAGUUACACCAAAAACCAAAAUCGAUUUUCUCGAAAACAGAUUUUGCGUAAAAAUUCCCGUUUUUCCUUAAUUUUUCUUUUGUUUUUCACGUCGCUUGUGAAAACUACUGGGAAAUUUUUACUUUUGACCCCCCAAAGUACCAACUAGAUUCACUUUCCUAUCAGAAAAGUUACUAUUGAAGAAAAUCCAAGCACUUUUACUGUCCUAAAACGUGAUGACAGACACAAAAAUAAAAAAAAAAACACACAUCAUUGUAAAAUCAAUACAUUCAUCGCUUCGCUCAGAAUCUAAAAUUAAACCAUCUAUCCACCAGGAUUUUGAUAGAGACAGCUGCUUCUGUGGUUUUCAAGAUUAUCUGGAUGGGUUUUAACAAAUUCAAAGGAUGUCAAAAAUUGAUACAAUUUUUUUUUUUUAUUUGUAUAGUACAAACUAACAGUAUAAGUACUUAGUAAGUAUUCAAAUAAAUAUGAUUAUGUUUAAAAGUUAACAUAUUAUACAAUUUAUAAAAUAUUAAAAUAAAUAAAAUAGUCAUUGUUGUAAAUUGAU
Molecule: messenger RNA, 2770 nt
Organism: Metopolophium dirhodum (rose-grain aphid)
Lineage: Eukaryota; Metazoa; Arthropoda; Insecta; Hemiptera; Aphididae
Product: RNA-binding protein 41-like
Exons: 9
Coding region: 97-1236 (379 amino acids)
Biological process (GO): mRNA splicing, via spliceosome
Cellular component (GO): U12-type spliceosomal complex
Molecular function (GO): pre-mRNA intronic binding; U12 snRNA binding
Source: RefSeq, a predicted model, not a curated record